Paramecium sonneborni is the source of this 1116-nucleotide messenger RNA. Lineage: Eukaryota; Ciliophora; Oligohymenophorea; Peniculida; Parameciidae. The record is from the annotation of a GenBank genome assembly.
AUGCAAAUUCCUUAGAUUCCACCUGAGUCUAGACCUAGUAAAUUGACUAGAAUCUCUAACUAAACAUUUUAUUCAUUGGAAAAUUGUGAUGUUUUCAAUAAUCAAAUUGAAAAUACGGAUUUGACGAUGUAAUAAGAUUUAUUACAUUAAGGGAUUAAAUACCUAUGUUAUAAUAAGUUUUUGAAGUACGAUAUUCAUAACAUAAAGAAAAUCAAGUAUAAAAAUUUUAUAACAUGCCUUAUUAAGAAAGAAUGUAUUUUAUGAUGGAUAAGGAUUCAGGCAGAAUAUUUGAUAUGCGUAUACCUGAAGUAAUAAAUUUAUUAUAUAAUAAAGUAAGCAAAAGAAAUAUAAGCCAUUUUAAAUGGUAAUACGAUUAAUUUAAUUAAGGAUUAGGCUUGGAAUGAGUUUAUGUAUUAAAAUCUAAGUAUGUAGAUUGUUGACAAAAAAAAUGAAUGAACAUUUGUUAGAUUAUGCAGAAUUAGGAGAUGAGGAAUCGAUUAAUACAUUAUUGAUACCUACUAAUGAAUAUUAUAUUAAUAUUGAUACUAAGUAAGAUUAAAUGGUUAUAAUUAUAAGAGGUUUAGAUGAUUGGACUGCAUUACAUUUUGCAUCAAAUGAAGGGAAUUUAGAGAUAAUAAAUAUUUUAUUAAAAAAUGGAGCUACUGUGGAUAGUUUAACUAAAUUUUAAAGAACUCCUUUCUUUUUAACAGUAAUAUAGAAUUUCAUAGAUUGUGCUAAUGUUUUAUUAGAACAUAACGCAAAUAUUAAUAUUUAAGAUAAGGAUGGAAAUACUCCAUUGCAUAUAGCAUCAUAAAUAGGAUCAAUUGAAAUGAUAUCAUUUUUAUUAGAAAAGAAGGCUGAUCCAAAUAUUAGAAAUAUUUUCAAUUAAAAUUCUAUGUAGAUCUGUUGUGAUGCUAAUAGUUUACAAAUAUUUAUAAAAUAUGGAUAUGUAAAUCAUGAUGAAGUAAUUGAAUUUCAUAAAUUUCAAGAAUUAUGAGAGAACCAUAAUACCUGGAACCAAUUUCCUUUUAAGAAAUAGUAGAUAUGAUCAUGUGAUGAAAUUUAUAGCAACAGAUAAGUAAUCAGAAGGAUUAUCUACGAAUAAUUGUAAUUAAG